Molecule: messenger RNA, 642 nt
Organism: Clonostachys byssicola
Lineage: Eukaryota; Fungi; Ascomycota; Sordariomycetes; Hypocreales; Bionectriaceae
Source: the annotation of a GenBank genome assembly
AUGAGUGCAUCCAUGGCGACUAUUCAUAUCUUACGUCACGGAGAAGCUCGUCACAAUGUCGUGAAGCCCUAUCCUUACCGAGACCCUUCUUUGACAGGAGAUGGGAUCAGGCAAGCCGAGAAAGUCUUGCUCCCCGCAAAGCCCGAUCUCAUCAUUGUCUCCCCCAUGACUCGCACGAUCCAAACUACCCUAGUUGCGUUCCGACAAUUUUUGGACGAAUCCUCCGCGCCGGCAAAGACGGAGGUCCAGAUUUGGCCAGAACUGCGCGAGGCGCAUGACGCUAUCUGUAAUAAAGGCGUUGGCCGAGCCGAGAUUGCAGCUGCAUUUCCCCAGUUCGACUUCUCUUCGUGUCCUGAGGAAUGGGACUACCCACCGCAUAGCGUAGAGGGUGCUACCUUACGUGCCGAGACAGUUCGCCGUCGCCUUAUGAACCUCUCCGCCUCUUAUGAGAAUAUAUUCCUUGUUACUCACCGAGGCCUCAUCGCAUUUCUAGUCGAGGGGCCAAGGUUUGAUGUUUGCGAGUGUCGUUCAUAUAGGUUUGCUAGUGCCGAUGAGGUUGAGAACCAGAGAUACGGAACUCACGAGCAUACGGGGGAUAAGCUGGAUUUUGGCCCGAGUUUGCUAGUUCCUCUUUCCUCAUGA